Messenger RNA from Acanthopagrus latus (yellowfin seabream), 1442 nucleotides. RefSeq names its product interferon gamma-like. Gene Ontology annotation, biological process: immune response. Gene Ontology annotation, molecular function: type II interferon receptor binding. Bases 188 to 769 code for a protein of 193 amino acids. The record is from RefSeq and is a predicted model, not a curated record. The transcript has 4 exons. Lineage: Eukaryota; Metazoa; Chordata; Actinopteri; Spariformes; Sparidae. Gene Ontology annotation, cellular component: extracellular region.
AUGUAGGCUUCAUUGACGAGUCAAACAGUUCAGGGCCAACUUCAGGGCAGAAGACACACGACUGUCACAGCAUCCAUCACCUGCCUCCGACCUCCGGAAUCGAAGCCGACUGACAGGACAGGCCCGGACAGACUCGGGAAUCGAACCAGCGACUCUAACAGGGUUAUUACAAUCAAUCGGUGAUACGAUGGUUUCUGCAGUAAGGGCAGCGAUCUGCCUGAUUCUCAUGGUGGUUCUGUGCCAGGUCAGAGGUGCAUACAUCCCACCCAAGAUGAACCAGACCAUCCAGAGCCUCCUGCGGCACUACAGAAUUGACGAUGAGCAACGAUUUGACGGGAACAAAGUCUUCCCCAAAGAGCCACCAGCAGGCAAGAUGGAGACAAAGCUGUUGUUCAUGGGUGGCAUUUUGGACACAUAUGAGAAGCUGCUUGGCCACAUGUUGAAGCAGCAGCCCACAGCGAGUCCCCAGACCGCCUCCAUCAGCACCGACAGUUAUGAUCGAGCCGGACCAAGCGGAGAUGUCAGGGACGACCUGAAGUUCAUCCUGGAGAAGGUCCGGGAGCUGAAGAAGAAAAAAUUCCAUGAGCAGGAGAUGAUUCUGCGUGGACUGCAGGAUCUCAAACAUGUCCAGAUGGACAACCUUGUCGUCCAGAGCAAAGCAUUGUGGGAGCUGCCGUGGCUGUAUGAGGAGGCGAGCUCAUUGUCUGACAACAGCAAGAUGAGGCGGCGGCGGCGGCGCCAAGCGAGGAAGAGUCAGCUGAGAGGCUGAACAGCAAACAGGCACAACAGAACGGCAACAAAACUCAAAUAGAAAAAAGCAAAAACAGUCACAGAAUAAGACCAGAAAAUAUUUCAAUUUCAAACAAUGUGCCAACUGUUGAGAUUUGUAUCUGUUUUUAUAGAUUUCAUAUAUAUUUAUAACAAUCUGAGUGAACCAGCAGCCUCAGUCUGACAGAUUUUGUACAUUUUGUUACUUGACAGCAGCGUGUUGGUUCAGUCACAGUAUCAAUCAAACUGCCUGGAAAUACUUGAUCUCUUCAUUUUUACUUAUCUAAAAACUGCAGAUGAUUUAAUGUUUAGAAAAGAUAAAAUCAUAGUUUAAGCUCUCUGAUUGGAUGUUUUGAUUUUGUGUUAACGGUAAAAUAGAACUGUCUGAUGAUGUUUACAGUACAAAGUACACCUUAGUUUAAUGCUGACGUACUUAAUCGUACUACGAGUCCUCUGAGCGUUCCGGUACUUUACUGCAGCACAGCUACGCUGCCUCUAGAUGUACAUAACUCUUCAGGGAUUUUUGUAUUUUUCUAACAUGUUAUAAUAAUCAUAUUUAUUAUAUAUUUAAAGUAAUUUAUUGUUAGACGUACUCCUGUGAAUGGUUGUUGAUUAUUUAUGCAUAUUUAUUGAUUGGCACAUGUAGACAAAUAGCAACUGAAUAAAAAAAGAUG